AUUCAAGUGAUACUAUUAUGCUACCUUCAAGAACUUCAUAGCAGUUAAAUAUGGCGCUUUCAGGACAUGCUAUGAUACUGCAACCCCUACGGUCGAAACCAACGAGUCACCGUCACCGCCUCCCACUAUUCCCAAUACUGGAAAUGCGCAGGACAGAGGCAAAAGGACAUCUUCCACAAGCAUUCAAGGGAAAAGGGAUCAAGAAAAACAAACCUUUGAACUUGCUGGUUAGUAGGGCCGCCAUUGGCAGCAGCGGAGGUUCAGAUUCUUCAUUGCAGAUAAUCAAGGAGUUAUAUUCCAGCAUCAAUAAAAAGGACAUGAAGAGCCUUGGAGCGCUUUUAUCUCAAGAUUGUUUCGUCGAUGACUUCUCCUUCCCUCAGCCAUUCGAAGGGAAGAAGGAAGCUUUAUGCUUUUUUGAAGAGUUGAUCAUAUCCAUGGGUCAGAACACAGAAUUCGUUAUAGAGCAUAUUUGUGGAGGUGUCGACCAAACAGCUGUGGUCAACUGGCAUUUAGAAUGGAAGAAGAAGCAGGUUCCCUUUACUAGAGGAUGCAGCUAUUAUGAAUUAUCAAAAGAAGGAGAACAACUAGUCAUCAAGAAAGCUCAGGUUAUCAUUGAAUCGCCAGUUAAACCAGGAGGCCUAGCACUGACCGUGUUCAAAGGCAUAAAUUUGAUAUUUGAUGCAUUCCCCGGGGCUACAGAGAGGUUCCUAAAUAGCCCUUACGCAAUCUUCCAAAUCUUGUUAAACAUAUACAAGAUAGUUUUAGAACCUAUGAUACGCCCAGUUGUAUCAUGGUACCUCAAACUCAUGAGGCUUACAGCUGCUUUUCUGAGCCUCACAUUCAAAGUAGUGCAAUUAGUGGUGAAGAAUUUCAACAAGUAGUAGAAGAAACCACAAAAGUUUUAUCCAAAUCUUACAUUACUCAUCACACACAACAGU
Messenger RNA from Cuscuta europaea, 938 nucleotides. The record is from the annotation of a GenBank genome assembly. NCBI's taxonomy places the organism in Eukaryota, Viridiplantae, Streptophyta, Magnoliopsida, Solanales, Convolvulaceae.